Molecule: messenger RNA, 1986 nt
Organism: Ectocarpus siliculosus
Lineage: Eukaryota; Phaeophyceae; Ectocarpales; Ectocarpaceae
Source: the annotation of a GenBank genome assembly
AUGGCGGCGGCGGCGGCGGCGGCGGGGCUAGCGCUGGCGGUUGGGGCCGGCGGAGCGGGGGCCCCGCGGGAGGGGGCUAAGAAUUGCGGGAUCGUGGGGGUGGUGUCGUCGUCGACCGAGAAGGGGCCUGAUGGCGGCGUUGUCGACUUUCUUCACGAGGGCCUGUCCAUCCUGAGGAAUCGCGGCUACGACUCGGCCGGCGUGGCUACGGUAGACAACGACCGGGAGCUGGUGGUGUCCAAGUUCGCUUCCAAGGGCGACUCCGCGGAUAGCAUGGAGCUCUUGCAGACCAACUCGGCCAACCACGCCAGCCACUCGGUCGGCAUCGCCCACACCCGCUGGGCGACCCAUGGUGGCAAGACGGACAAGAACGCCCACCCGCACAUGGACUACGACAACCGCAUCGCGCUGGUCCACAACGGGACGAUCAACAACGCCACGGAGCUGAGGAGAGAGCUGCAGGGCAAGGGCAUAUCCUUCCGCUCGGAGACAGACUCGGAGGUGAUAGCGCACCUCAUCGGGCUUGAGAUGUCCGCCAACCCUAACAUGACCCUCAAGGAAGCCACCGGAAGAGCGCUUGCCAGGUGCGAUGGCACCUGGGGGCUGGCAAUCCUCAACAAGGCGGACCCGGACAACAUCGUCGUGGCGUGCAACGGGUCACCGAUGGUGAUUGGCCUGGCCCAGGGGGAGAUUUUCGUGGCUUCGGAGACAGCGGCCUUCAGCAGGCACACCAAGAAUUUCAUCGCCAUGAAGGACGGGGAGAUUGGCGUCAUCGGCACAGGCGGCUGCUCUCUCGACGUAUCUCGGAUGGAGAAGUCGUCGCACACGGAGGACAUCCUGCUCUCACCCGCGCCGUACGCGCACUGGACCAUCAUGGAGUGUCUCCAGCAGCCGGAGGCGAUUGCCCGAGCCCUGGCCUUCGGAGGGCGCAUGAGCGAGGACCGGGUGGUUCUGGGCGGUUUCGACCGUUCCGCUUCAAGGCUGUCGCUGGUGAAGAACCUGGUUCUCGCCGCGUGCGGGACGUCUCUGUACGCUUCGAUGUACGGCGCGAAGCUGAUGAGAGACCUGGAGGCGCUCGACACCGCCACGGCCAUGGACGCGGGGGAACUCCGCCUGACCGACAUCCCGAGGCGGCACGGCGGGUUUCUUGCCGUUUCGCAGAGCGGCGAGACCCGCGACCUCCUCAAGGCGCUCAAGCACGCCGAGCUGGCCGGGGUGGCCCGCAUGUCGGUCGUGAACGCCGUGGGGUCUGCCAUCGCCAGGGAGACGAAACUCGGCGUGUACCUGAACGCUGGGCGGGAGACGGCGGUGGCUUCCACCAAAGCUUUCACCACUCAGGUGACGGUGCUAGCGCUUGUGGCGCUGUGGUUCAGACAAGUGCGGGAGGCGGAGCUGGCGAGCGGGGAGGCGACGGAGUCGGUCGGUCUUCCCGACAAGAGCAAGCUGUUCGAGGCCCUGCAGCGACUGCCCAUCAGCUUCGGCAUGGCCAUGAGGGUUCGCCAGCAGUGUAAGCUGGUGGCGGAAAAGCUGGCGGACAAGAAGCACAUCUUCGUGCUGGGAAAGGGCUACGGAGAACCCGUGGCAUAUGAGGGGGCUCUAAAGCUGAAGGAGAUGGCCUACAUUCACGCCGAGGGUUACAGCGGCGGAGCUCUCAAGCACGGGCCGUUCGCCCUGAUCGAGGGAGCGGAGGGAGACAACGGGGCGACGCCCAUCAUCCUCCUCAUCCUGGACGACGACCACGCCCACCAGAUGCGAACGUGCGGCGAAGAAGUCAAGGCUAGGGGCGCGCAGCUGACCGUCAUCACGGACAACCCAAGGCUCGCGGAUGGUCUGGACCCCAACCCGAUUGUCAUACCGAAUAAUGGCGCGUUGACGGCUCUGAUCGCGGUGUUGCCACUGCAGUUCAUCGCGUACGAGCUGUCGCUGGCCAAGGGCAUCAACCCGGACACCCCGCGCAACCUCGCCAAGGCCGUGACGACUGACUAA